Messenger RNA from Mangifera indica (mango), 2954 nucleotides. Its product is annotated as potassium transporter 2-like. The record is from RefSeq and is a predicted model, not a curated record. Gene Ontology annotation, molecular function: potassium ion transmembrane transporter activity. The transcript is spliced from 10 exons. Gene Ontology annotation, cellular component: plasma membrane. The coding region runs from base 398 to 2779 and encodes 793 amino acids. Gene Ontology annotation, biological process: potassium ion transmembrane transport. NCBI's taxonomy places the organism in Eukaryota, Viridiplantae, Streptophyta, Magnoliopsida, Sapindales, Anacardiaceae.
CCAGAUUUAACUUGAAAUUCAUUCUCGUUUCGCCACCAAUGUCGAUUGUUGUAACAGUUUAAAGAGCUCUGUGUCUUGUGCAUUUAAUAUUCAAAACCAGACAGACUAACUAUUCUUUGCUGUCUUUCCCAUCAAUAUGCACGUGUUCAAGUUUUUAUAAUAAACUACUUAUACUCAUAAAUAGCUGGCUCACUUAUUAUCCCAGUUCCAGCUUCACUUCAUUUCAAUAUCAGCUGAAUGCCAGCUACUGCGUGCCUUCUUUUAACUGCUUUGUUCAUUUAGAUCUGUGAUGUAAUCCCUUAAGUACUUGAGGGAACUUCAAGAAGAUAAGAGAAAUAGUUUCCAAUGCCAUGGAAAGAUAGAGUGCAGAUCUGUUGAAGAUUGAGGAACAAUAAUCAUGGAUCUUGAAUAUAGGAAGUGUUGGGAUGCUUCAAAGAAGGAUUCUUGGAAGACAAUAUUGAUUUUAGCUUAUCAAAGCCUUGGUGUAGUAUACGGGGACCUGGGCAUUUCCCCACUGUAUGUUUACAAGACUACAUUUGCAGAAGACAUCCAACAUUCAGAGACAAAUGAAGAAAUUUAUGGAGUCUUAUCUUUUGUCUUUUGGACUCUAACUUUGGUCCCCUUAUUCAAGUAUGUUUUUAUCGUCCUUCGAGCUGACGACAAUGGGGAGGGUGGUACUUUUGCCUUGUAUUCAUCGAUAUGCCGACAUGCCAAAGUUAGCCUUCUGCCCAAUAGACAGGCUGCCGAUGAAGCACUCUCUACAUAUAAAAUGGAGCAACCCCCAGAGAAGAACAACAGUUCGAGGGUGAAAAUGUAUCUUGAGAAGCACAAGUUCUUGCAUACUGCUUUGCUUAUCUUGGUUCUUCUUGGCACUUGUAUGGUAAUUGGAGAUGGACUUUUUACUCCAGCCAUAUCCGUUUUCUCUGCAGUGUCUGGUCUUGAGUUUUUCAUGUCCAAGGAACAUCACCAGUAUGCGGUGGUUCCAAUUACUUGUAUCAUCAUAGUGUGCCUUUUUGCACUUCAACACUAUGGCACACAUCGGGUUGGAUUUUUAUUUGCACCGGUUGUGCUACUAUGGCUACUUUGCAUAAGUGCCCUAGGCCUAUAUAAUAUUAUCCACUGGAACCCUCGAAUAUAUGAAGCCCUUUCUCCAUAUUACAUGUUCAAGUUCCUGAAGAAGACAAAGAAACGCGGGUGGAUGUCUUUGGGUGGAAUAUUGUUGUGCAUAACAGGCUCGGAGGCUAUGUUUGCUGAUCUUGGCCACUUCUCUUAUGUUGCUAUCCAGAUUGCUUUCACCCUUCUGGUUUAUCCUGCACUUAUAUUGGCGUAUAUGGGGCAAGCUGCUUACUUGUCACUCCAUCAUCAAUCUAGUUAUGAGAUCAGUUUCUAUGUCUCAGUUCCAGAAACUGUACGGUGGCCAGUGUUUAUAGUAGCCAUUCUUGCUUCAGUUGUUGGAAGCCAAGCAAUCAUUAGCGGUGCAUUCUCUAUCAUCAACCAGAGCCAAUCACUUGGCUGCUUCCCCAGAGUCAAGGUUGUUCACACUUCUGACAAGAUACAUGGUCAGAUAUAUAUUCCUGAAAUUAAUUGGAUGCUUAUGAUCCUAUGCAUUGCUGUGACCAUAGGAUUUAGAGACACAAAACACAUGGGAAAUGCAUCAGGAUUAGCUGUAAUGACAGUGAUGCUAGUUACCACUUGCCUUACUUCCUUGGUCAUUAUCCUAUGCUGGCACAAGCCCCCUAUAUUAGCGCUUGCAUUUUUACUCUUUUUUGGUUUCGUUGAAUUGCUUUACUUCUCAGCUUCAUUAACCAAGUUCCGGGAGGGUGCCUGGCUUCCCAUCCUCUUAGCUCUCUUCCUCACCACCAUCAUGUUUGUUUGGCACUAUGCCACCAUUAAGAAGUAUGAAUAUGAUCUCCACAACAAAGUAUCAUUAGAAUGGCUUCUAGCACUGGGCCCAAGCUUAGGAAUUGCUCGAGUUCCUGGCAUUGGCUUGGUGUUCACUGAUCUAACCUCUGGCAUACCUGCUAACUUCUCGCGCUUUGUUACCAACCUGCCAGCCUUCCAUCGUGUCCUUGUUUUUGUGUGCGUAAAGUCUGUUCCUGUCCCUUAUGUGCCUCCUGCUGAACGGUAUCUGGUGGGUCGUGUAGGCCCUCCAGAUCAUAGGUCUUACCGCUGCAUUGUUCGUUAUGGAUACCGUGAUGUCCAUCAAGAUGUUGAUUCAUUUGAAUCUGAAUUAGUUGAGAAGCUGGCUGAUUUCAUCUGCUAUGAUUGGUAUAAAACUGGUGAGACGAAUUCAUGUAUUGAGGGUGGUUCAGCUCUAUCAAAUGAAUCAUCAAGUGAAUACAGAUUGGCUGUGAUAGGAAGAGUUCCAUUUGCUGGCAUUCCAGCUUAUGAAAUUGAGGAGACAUUGCAGCUAGCAAGUGUCUCUGGUGGUUUUACUUCAGUGGAGAGUGUCACUGAUGUUAUUGAGAUGCAACCUGUUAAUGGAGUUCAGAGAAGAGUAAGAUUUGCUAUCAGUGACGAGUCUGAUACAGAUGCACAUUCUGAGAUAAAUGUACAGUUCCGAGAAGAACUGGAAGAGCUGUUUGCAGCUCAACAAGCCGGUACUGCAUUUAUACUUGGACACUCGCAUGUUAAAGCAAAACAAGGGUCAUCACUUAUAAGGAGAUUGGCCAUUAACUUCGGGUAUAAUUUCUUGAGGAGAAAUUGCAGGGGACCAGAUGUAGCACUCAAGGUGCCUCCGGUGUCGUUGCUAGAGGUUGGCAUGGUUUAUGUUGUGUAAAUUUCUCAUGUAAGUUGUUUUGCCUGCUUAUACAGAUGAACAAAGGCAAGAUUUGUAGGUUAACAAGUUUUCUGGAAAUAGCAAUCUGAAUAUGUAACCGUAUAUAUACCAUGAUACGGGAAACUGGAAUUACUAUUUUAUUUACAGAGGAGUAAAAAUCUUACAUCUUUCCAUA